Molecule: messenger RNA, 2085 nt
Organism: Vigna angularis (adzuki bean)
Lineage: Eukaryota; Viridiplantae; Streptophyta; Magnoliopsida; Fabales; Fabaceae
Exons: 2
Coding region: 1-2085 (694 amino acids)
Molecular function (GO): zinc ion binding; nucleic acid binding
Source: RefSeq, a predicted model, not a curated record
AUGACUAACGCUCGUUUUUCUCUGUUUCCCAGAGAACAAAUGGCACCUAGACUCCCUCCUCCACCGCAGCCCAACGAACCUAAUGCGUCCAACAACGCUAGGUUGUUGGAAACAGUUAUCGAUAGACUUCAACAGCAGAACACUACUUUGAUGGCUCAAAACGCUACCCUAAUGCAGCAGAACGAGAAUGCUAUGCAGAGUUUGGAGGCCUCUCGCGCCAACUCUGAAGCUACUAAAAAACAAUUGAUGGAGAUUUUAGCGGCAACCAGGAAUACCCCGGGAGCGUCCUUUUCCAACGCUACCCAUCAGGCUGAGUGGAGUUUGGAAAGCUUCCUUCAACACCAUCCUGCAAAGUUCAGUGGAAAAUGCCUUCCUGAUGAGGCGGACCAAUGGCUGAGGGAUAUGGAACGUAUCUACGACACUAAGAGGUGUCCGGAUGACAACUGGUUGGCCUUUACGGGGUAUUUGCUGACUAGAGAAGCUAGCCACUGGUGGGCGAGUAUGAAGAUGUUACUGACUGAAGCUCAGAGUCCCAUUUCCUGGGAGGUUUUCAGGGCUAAGUUCUAUGAAGAGUAUUUCCCUGACAGCGUUUGCUUUGCCAAGGAAGUGGAAUUUCUACAGUUGGUACAAGGGAGGAUGUCCGUCUCGGAGUAUACAAACAAAUUUAAGCAUCUGGUCCGUUUUAAUACCACGGUUGCAAGUGAAGAGUGGCAAUGUCGAAAGUUUGAGAACGGGAUGAGGAGUGACUUGAAAGUAUUGAUAUCCAGCCUGUGUAUUAGGUCGUUCCCUGCUAUGGUCGAGAGAGCCAAGGUGUUGGAGAAGAACGUUGUUGAGGCAGAACAACAAAAGAAACAACAAAUGGGUAGGGUGCCAGUUGUAUCAAGAAAUACUUCGAACGUGAGAAGGUCUCCUUACGUUCGUCCAACCCAAUCUCCUAGUGGAUCACAAGCAAUGGUUACUGUCGGUCAGUCUGGACAGCAGAGAAAUGUAACUUGCUUUCAGUGUGGAGGACCGCACUACCGAUGGGCAUGUCCUCAACUAUCAGGAGGAAAGUAUUGCAACAAAUGCAGAAGAAAUGGACAUUUAGAGCAUGAGUGUAACAUGGGAGGUCGUGCGACAAUGAGGCCGCCGAACGCUGGGAGAACACAACAAGGGAGAUGUGGACGUGCGCAGGCAGUGGGGAGAGUGUAUGCAAUCACGGGUGCUGAAGCUGCUAGUUCAGACUGUGGUAAGAAGGAGUUAGUCUUUCCUGAUGAAGAAGAAGAGGAAUUAUUUGUGACGCUCGGUCAAUUGAAGGAAGACAUCAUGGAAGGCGCCAGCUGUUUUCUAAUUAUGACACACGAAGAUCAGGAAUUCGGAAGGUUGGAGCAAGAACGAUGGUCCAGUAGUGGCCAUAAGGGACGAUCGGUUGUGGAUGAAUUCCCGGACGUCUUUCCAGAAGAAAUACCUGGGCUUCCCCCUCCUCGUGAAGUUAAAUUCACCAUUGAUUUGGUGACGAUGGCAGCACCCAUCUCGGUUCAACCUUAUCGUAUGCCGCCUGUUGAGUUAGCUGAACUAAAAACGCAGAUUGAAGAAUUGAUGGAUAGACAGUUCAUCGGGCCGAGCGUAUCACCCUGGGGAGCGCCUGUACUCUUGGUAAAGAAGAAAGAUGGCAGCUCUCGGCUUUGUAUUGACUACAGACAAUUAAACAAGCUGACCAUCAAGAACAAGUACCCAUUGCCAAGGAUAGAUGAUUUGUUGGAUCAACUGCAUGGGGCCGCAGUAUUCUCGAAAAUUGAUUUGAGAUCUGGAUAUCAUCAAAUCAGAGUUAAGGAGGAAGACAUCCAGAAGACAGCGUUUAGAUCUCGUUAUGGACAUUAUGAGUACGUGGUGAUGCCAUUCGGAGUAACGAACGCUCCAGCAGUGUUCAUGGAAUAUAUGAAUCGCAUCUUCAGGCCGUACUUGGACAAGUUUGUGGUUGUCUUCAUAGAUGAUAUUCUCAUCUACUCCAAGACCCAGGACGAACAUGAAGAACACUUGAGAAUUGUACUUGGCGUACUGAGGGAGAAGGAGUUGUAUGCCAAAUUAUCAAAAUGUGAGUUCUAA